AUGUUUAGAAUUUCAAUGUCUGGAAUGUUUUCUAUUCCGCCGGAAGUUCAACUUGACGUUUUAAAAUGUCUUAAUUUCGAGCAAUUAUUCUCUCUCAAACAAACCAACUUUUAUUUUUUGAACUUUAUUAAUAAAUACGAGGGAGGAUUGGCCCGAAUUAAAUUCUAUAAACUUAGACUGAUUCGCACCAACUUUAUCUUUAGGCAAGAUGUAAUCAUUAAAUUUGAGCCUGCAAUUUCUGAAUCUGUUUUGGACGGAAAGUGGCAAGCAGCGAUAGCUGAAUCGACUCCUUUGUUUUUACAUGGAUUUGAAGAUAAUAUUGAAGAAUUUGCUGUUCGGAUAAAGAAAACAGGUAGUGUCACUUAUUACGAGGGCCGGCUUUCCUAUAGGCUGUUUGAAUGUCAAUCAUUGUAUAUUACACCCGGGAGCAGGUGGCCGGAACCGGAACUGAAAUAUUUGGCCAGAACCGGAACUGAAAUUUUGACCGGAACCGGAACUGAAAUUUUGACCGGAACCAGAUCUAAUUUUUUGGUUCCGAGCCGGAACCGGAACUUUGUUUAA
Messenger RNA from Meloidogyne enterolobii, 561 nucleotides. NCBI's taxonomy places the organism in Eukaryota, Metazoa, Nematoda, Chromadorea, Rhabditida, Meloidogynidae. The record is from the annotation of a GenBank genome assembly.